Nasonia vitripennis (jewel wasp) is the source of this 2336-nucleotide messenger RNA. RefSeq lists its product as uncharacterized. The transcript is spliced from 6 exons. The record is from RefSeq and is a predicted model, not a curated record. Bases 1092 to 2192 code for a protein of 366 amino acids. NCBI's taxonomy places the organism in Eukaryota, Metazoa, Arthropoda, Insecta, Hymenoptera, Pteromalidae.
UCUCUCUGGCAUUCGUGCCAUGCCAUCUGCUCUGCUCAACUGAUGUAGCUUCCAUUUACUUAUAGUAGCUAUAGGUAUACCUCCUACUUUAUGUACAAUAUACAGUGAGAAAGAAACUCCGCCAUUUUAUAUUGCUCCAGACGCAAUUAUUUUGGAGUCGAGUUGGUGAAAAUCGGAGCCGCUCGCCAUUUCGAUGGAAUUACAAUGUUAAUUUAUUAUAUUGCAUAGGAUAGUUCACAGCCAUCAUAAACAUCGAUUGCAUUAAAAAAAAAAAACAGAAAAAUACGUUUGAAAUGAAAGAAACAGUUCAUCGAGAACUGGUACCCUUGGUGACUGUGAAGCUGGAGGAAACAACUUGAAACUCAGAUUUCUCCUGGUAGCAGAUGAGCAGCUAGUCGAUGGAAAGGUGGCAGUGGCAGCAACCUCUGGCAUCCCCUUAUACAUCAAGGUUCCUGAAAAGCAGCAGAUGAAUAGCUUGGCGAUACAGAAGUGGCAGUGGACGAUGGCUUUGCUGCAGCCUGCGGUAUCUCCUUGGACAUUAAGUUUCCUGAAAAGGAGCAAUGAUGCCAGUCGACAAUCUUUCACGAUGAGCCAAAGCAGGUUUUAGGAACAAUAAAUGUUGAUAGUAUGGGAAAUCAUGUUGGACGGCAGCUGACCCUGUUCCUGAAUUUUUUUCAUUGUUCAAGCAUUUUUUGAAUUGCUGCACUAGCGUUUGCCAGAAUUUAAUGGCCUCAGAUACUGAUGAAGGGAAUAUUAAGUAAUUAAUAGAUAAAAUACGCAGUCUACAAUAUCAAAAUACAAAAAUAUCUGAAAAAUUUGUUGUAACCUGAUAUGUUGAUGUCCAAUUCCUUCAAAUAAUUUGUGGAUCAAACAAUUGAAAUAUAGAUAAUCCAAGUUACCACAGCUCUUGCGGUUUUCGAACGUGAAGAGGUUCCAGGAAAAUGUGAACUUGUCUGGCUUUGCAAUGGCAAACGUCUUCAGUCGCCUGUGUUGCCCGCUCUCGCUUCUGAUUAAUUUAGACGAUUCAUAUACGAAACGCAAGGUGGUGAAGUACCAAACUCAAUUGUUAUUUUAACAAGCAUUAAUCAAAAAUGGACAAUAUACAAAAAAUGAUCGUGAAACAUUUAUUGAGUAGUCAUUAUUACGACUUUAUGUUCGAUGCGAGACAUACUAAACACGGAGACCAAGAGAGCAUUAUCAAUUUUUGUGAAAUAGUGAAAAGAGAAAUUAAAGGCAAAGAAAAUGUUGACAUUGAAGUUGACGAUGUGAAAACUAAGUGGCACAACAUGCGUAGGAAAUUUGUGGACAUAAACUUAAAGAAAUUUCGACGACAAAAGAUCUCAGCUGCUCAUGAAGACUUUUACGUAUAUCUGAUUUUUUUAGAGGAUUACAUAUCGCACAAAAAUGCACCUGUUUUCAAGUCCCUUAAUAAAAAGGAAAUCCAACAAAGUGUGUAUGAUCUUCUAACAGGGCACACAUUUGAAGAGCCACGAGAACAGUUUGAAGAGGUCAAAGAGGCAGAUAAUAUUGAUGAUAAUAGUGAUGAUUUUGAUUUGCAAGAUUAUCCAGAUUUAGGUCACAUAUUUCAUGACAACAGCCAUCAAUCUCAGGAUCUUGCUGCUCCAGAAGUCGAUGAAAUAUAUGAAGAGGUGCACGAACAAGCAGCUACUUACAAAAAUACAGAAAGUACAGAAGAAACUGCAGAAUUAGAAAUUCUUGAUGGUUAUGAAGAAGUAGUGAUCAUGAAUUUGGUAUCACAUGCGAAUGAAAACGAGAUACCGUCUACUUCUCAAGAACAACCAACGCAAACCCAAUUUCUAUUUCAAGAGCCAAUCGUUAAAAAGAAAGAUAUUGAUAGGCAAGCUGAUAAACAAUUUCUGUCUGAAAAUAAAUUACAAAAAAUUAAUUUAGCAAUGAAUGUCAGCAUUGAAACAUCAGUAAACCACAAUCUAGUUCAAUCUUGUAUCGAUACAGUUCAUAGACAUGAAUUUCAGCUUUCUUCUGUCCGCUUACACAAUGAAAAAUUAAACUUGAAAAUUAAAAGUGAUUUGAUCAAAGAAGCUGUUAAUAUUAUUUAUUCAGCAUUAAUGGAAUCAACGAGCGUACCAUUGAGAACAAUUCGUUUCCAUAUUAUAAUUAAUGCUGUAAAUGAUUUUAUUAAAUCAGUUUUUCAUAUUCCAAUUACAAAAUAGAAAAAGGUUAUUUGUAUUACAAUCACUUUAUAUCAAAUUAUAAAAAAUACUUCUAUGCACUUAAUAUCAGAUCAGAAAAAAGGCUUCAACGAUAGAAAAAUGUAUUUUACAAACUAUGUAUUUUAUCAAUAAAAACUAUAAAAA